AUGCUUAUCUCCAAAGUUCGGGUUGUCUGCAUUAGUCGAAGAGUGGAAGCUGAUAUAGGGCGGUCUGCUCAUCCAUCCAACCAUCAUGUUUCAAUUGCUGAGUCACGAGUAGUCAAGCGUGGAGUGGCUUCGUCGUCACCAAUUCCUUUGGAAGCGAGGUUGGUAGAGGCUAGGAAAGCAAGAAAGUCAUUUGCUCAAGCGAAGGGUUUUUUUGCAAUGUCAAGGGCUGAUCUCAAGGUGGACAAGUCCACCUCUGCAGGAGCUGCAGGCCUGUCUGAUCUGCUCAAGAUGAACUUUCUGUUAAGUUCAUCCACUUGUGUUGAGUUGGUUGAUCAAAUCCGAAAAACAAAGGGAAAGCAACAUUUCAUCUCCUUCGAAAAAGAAUUGGUGGUAGACGUGGUGGAUCAGGCAAGUGGAGCUGCUGAGAGUGUGGCUGAUCAGGCGAAUGCUGAAGAGUCCGCAGAUCAGGGAUCUCCUGCUGGCGUCUCGGAGUAG
Molecule: messenger RNA, 495 nt
Organism: Prunus armeniaca (apricot)
Lineage: Eukaryota; Viridiplantae; Streptophyta; Magnoliopsida; Rosales; Rosaceae
Source: the annotation of a GenBank genome assembly